This is a messenger RNA of Thamnophis sirtalis, 3807 nucleotides long. NCBI's taxonomy places the organism in Eukaryota, Metazoa, Chordata, Lepidosauria, Squamata, Natricidae. The record is from RefSeq and is a predicted model, not a curated record.
AUGACUAAUAAGACUGAUCAAAUUGAGAUUUCAACCCUUGGUAAAUUAGCUGCUCAUGUCCCUGAUAUCAUUGUGUAUGGAGAUUUUGCUCAGGAACUGCCUUUUAUUGAAAGCUUUGAUGGUGUUUUGCUAUUUAUGGACAUUUCAGGUUUCACAGCUCUGACAGAAAAGUUUAGCAUGAACACCAGCUUGGAUCGUGGUGCUGAUGAAUUAACACAGACCCUUAAUCACUAUAUGGGUGACAUUGUUGAAGGAUUUGUUCUCUUAUUUCCAGGUGAUGCACUGUUGGCGCUCUGGAAGGUAGAGCGUUGCCAUUUAAAUGAGAUUAUUACUCUGGCACUGAAAUGUAGUUUCAGCAUCCAGCAAGAAUAUGGUGUUCGUGAUACUGAAGUGGGACUUGAGCUACGAGUGAAGAUAGGAGUCUCUGCAGGUCACAUCUCUAAAGUUGUCAUUGGUGAUAACAGACGACAACAUUUUGUGGUAACUGGUCGAGCAGUGGAAGAAGUACGGUUGGCCCAAAACUUAGCCAAAGCAAGUGAAAUUAUCAUGUCCCCCAACUGCUGGGAGCUCUGUGAUCGGAACUUAAUUGAGGUAGAAAAAAUUAAAAAUGAACGAGCUGUCAAGGUUGGUACCUUCUUGGGUAAGAGUCCAUUUUGCUUUCUGCUACACUGCAAUGCUGUCUCUCUGGCGCAGCAGGCUGUUCUCCUGGCCAGUCUGGUGGCCAGUUGCGAGCUGCACCAGCAGUGGGUCUCCACCUGCACUACCAUUGGCUUAGGUGCUGGCCAGUCCCGCAGUCUUAGUUGUGAGCUAACUGCAGCUUUCAAUAAACUGCUAUGGAAAACUGGAUGUACUUUCCCUAACAAGACUAGCGCUUGCUUUAUAUUCUCCCAACCCAGCUAUAGCAAUUCCAUCCAUUUGGCCAGGGUCAUUGACGAUGGCAACUCUCAUGGCAGCUCGGGCAUGGGGACAAAUUCCUUGCUGCUAGUGACAUGUAAGGAGGUUAAAUACAUUCGAAAUGUUCCUGACUUUGAUACAAAUGAAUUCUUCGACAGAUGUGCAGAGUACCUGAAUCAGAAUCACAUUUGUGACAGUUUUGAGGUUUUGAGAAUAGCCUCUGUGUUGGGUCCAGAUGAAGAACUUGAAAAACGUUUGCGAAAAUAUGUGAUGAAGAAUGUCCUGAAGAAGAUAGAUGAUAACCAGCCGGUGGAGUAUUUGUCAGAGCUACGUCCUGUUACUGUUGUUUUUGUGAAUAUGCAGUUUGAAGAAAAUGCCAAUACGAACCAUGUGUGUAAGGCUAUCCAAGAUGCCAAUGAUAUGAUUGCUGGAACAAUAUUGCCCGUUAGUGGUAACAUUAAUAAAGUCUUCAUGUUUGACAAAGGCUGCACUUUUCUUUGCCUCUUUGGUCUUCCUGGUGAUAAACAAGCAGAUGAAAGCACGAAUGCUCUUGACAGUGCCCAUAAAAUUCAUGCUUUCUGUUCCAAAGAACUUAUGAAAGUAAAGAUUGUUUCUAUUGGGGUCACUGCUGGGCCAGUUUUCUGUGGAGUGGUUGGUCAUCGGGUGAGGCAUGAAUAUACAGUGAUUGGACGAAAAGUUAACCUUGCUGCACGGAUGAUGAUGUUUUAUCCAGGAUUAGUAAGCUGUGAUGCCCUCACUUAUUCCAAAUCUAAACUGCCGCACUACUUCUUUGAAGAGCUCCCAUUAAUUGAGAUGAAAGGUGUUGUGAACCCUGGAACAGUCUAUCAAUUUCUUGGUAUUACAGAAAAAGCGUUCUGCUACAUCCACUAUCUAGACUUUUUGGAUGUCUCUCUUAUCGUCUGGGUUGUGGCAAUGGAGCUGACAAAGAUAAAUGCAUGGCAAAACUUCUUUGCUGUCCGGACACUGAUGGCAAUGUUCCUGGGGGUGGAUGUCUGUAAAACCUAUGAUGCAAGGCAGUAUGUCAUUCUGAGCAAGUUGCGUGGAAUUUUAGAAGAACAAUAUCUUUGCCUUUUGAACAACCUUUUUCAUGUUAAGGCAGCAGAAAAGGAAGUCAUCAUUUUUGCAAUUGAUGAAGCUCAAUAUAUUGAUAAAGCCUCUUGGGAUUUCCUGGAUAACUUACUUAAAAGUGUUCCGAUCUUUAUUGUUAUGGCUUUGUCUCCUCUCAAUCACAAGGGACGAAUACUUUGUUCUAGUGCAGCCCAAAUCCUGAAUAGUCCAAACACAACUUUUAUUCGGCUAAGGGAAUUAAGUCCUUCAGUAAUUAUUCAGAAAGCCUGUCAAGAUCUUGGAGUGGUCAGAAUUGCUCUGGCUGCACUGGACAACAUGAAUCCUUCAGAGCAGAUGGUGGUGAAAUGUGCAGCUGUCAUUGGUGUGACAUUUGCUACAGAUAUGCUGCUUUAUAUCCUCCCAGAAUGGACAAAAAGGAAGAUGUACCAGACUCUGGCAGCACUGGUGGAAUCCCGUAUCUUUAAGAGUGGUAGUAAAAGAAAAGAAGUGAAUGCAAUGCGGCGUAUGUUAUCUAAAGAGUCCAGCAUCAGGAAUAGUGAAUUGAAAUCACAAAGGGAAGAAUCAGAUCUUGGAUCAGUUAUUUCCAAUAGGCUCGAGCUAGAAGAGACUGUGAUGCAUUGUAAAAUCAUGGAGUUUUGCACACCACUGUUGCAAGAAGCAGCUUAUGAGCUGUGGCUUAAGAAUCAGAAAAAAGCCUUGCAUUUCAAAUGUGCCAAUUACCUGAAGUGGCUAGCUCACCGAUGCAAGUGUUGUGGGGAAGGUGAUUUCAUUCCUUAUCAUCGGUAUGCAGUAGAUGGCAUGCUUCAAAAAUUCUAUUCACAGGAUUAUAAAAUUAAGACUAUCAAAGAGGAAGUGUUGAAUGAGGCUGCUUUGAUCCUUGUUUCUGAAACCCUAAAAAAAUUGGAGGCAUCCCACCAGGAAGUGAGGGAAUUGCUGGUAUUUGGGGAUUACCAUAUAGAAUACAGAAAUGAAUACUUCCUGUUCUGUUAUUCUUAUUUGGCCUUUACAUAUCUGAAUACAGCAGAGAACCUCUUGAGACCUUCGGACUACAAGCAUAAACUCAUUAGCCAAUUUGAGGUGUCUGUUUUGUACAGCCUGAAGGGAGAGGUCUCUUACAAUAUGGGUCAAAUUACUUCUGCAAAAAAACUAAUAAAGAAGGCUUUGAGCUUACUGAAGAAAAGCUUCCCAAUAACUGUUGUAGGAGCCUUUUGCAUGUUUAUGGUGGAAACCUCCAAACAUUUGUCUCAUCAGAACAAACAAACUUUAUGGCAAAUAUCCAGUGGCAGGGAGAAGAGACUAGCAGCUCUGUUCCAGCAAAGUCACUGCCUUUCCCUGCUGUGGCAGCUCUUCAAUCUGGAUGUAGCCGGAAGUAGGAAAACGUUCACGCGUUUGGCAGCCCUCAUGCAGGUGAACUGUGCAGAGGAGUCUCAAGAUGAAUCUCAGAUAAUCUCAUCCUAUAUGGAUUUCUCCCUCUGCUAUCAAAUGAUGGGCUGCCAACAUGAAUGGAUGAAGUAUGAGUUAAUGGCCAUCAAACGUAGUUCUCAUCUUCAAGUUGUUGGAGGAGGCUUACUGACAAUUGCUAAACUAGCAUCAUCAUUGUCUUACAUGAAGCUUUGUUUGGGGAACAUACCUUUAGCCAUCCAACUGGGUUAUCGUGCACACGAGUUAUAUGAGCAGCUGAAGAGACCUAACCUUGAUGCUACUGUGCUCCAUGACAUUUUCAAAGCUCUUUAUCUUAGCACCAGGUUAGAUCUCUCCUUGCCGAUCUGUACUCAUCUACAAGGCUACUUGGGGUUUCUGCUGGAACAAAAUCCAACAGGAUAA